CGAAAUCGCCUCGAGUUAAGUCGCUUCAGUAGUAGAAUACACUUUUUGCUAACUCCCUUCGCCGAUUCAAUACUGGAGAUUUUUUGUGUCAUCAUCUGGUUUAAAGAUGGUUCACAUUCUUGACUUUUACGAGCAUGACUAUAUGCUCUCGCCAUUUGUUCCUGAUUACAACAUCUCCAUCAUCGUCAUGAACAAUUCGUCAGUCAAAGAGACGGUGGUUGUGUCCCGGGAUCUCAGACCAGCAGACAAAACUGUCCUCCCACCACUGCGGCCGAAGACACCGAAGGAGUUACCACCACUUCCACGAACGCCGGGCGGCCGCAGAAAAUUCGCCAGCGACUCGCAGCUGCGGUGUGGCGUGAUUCAAAUCAUUGGAGGGAUUGCUGCUAUCAUCCUGGGCACCGGGGCAAUCAUAGCCGGCUCUGGAGGAAACAAAUUAGGCUCCGUCGGGACUAAUAUCUUCGCCUCUGGAAUCUGGGGCGGCCUCGUUAUGAUAAUCGCGGGAAUCUUCGGGGUCGUUUCGGCGAAGAACGAGAAGACAACUUCAAUACAAGCGUGCUUGGUGUGUUCCGUGUUCAGUUUGUUGUGCUCGCUCAUUUUCAUUGCACUUUCGGCCAACAUGUACGCAAUAGACUCAGACUCAGCAUUACACAAAAGCGGCACAGUCCAAAUCGUGACAGACGCUACUCUAGAAUCGAGAAGGAACAUAGACAUCGUGAGUAUAAUUGUCGGUCUCAUGGUCUUCAUCGUAGCAAUCAUACAGAUCGUGAUAAGCGGUCGUGCGCUCGCCCACGCCAGCAAACGCAAGAGCGACCGACGGGUGUUCUUCACGGCGCAGCCCACGCCUAGUGGAAAUGUCCCUAAAGUGGGGCGGGACGGAGCCAUAGUCAUCGUGCCGGCGGGGAUGCACCAACACCCUCGGCCCCAUCUUCCGCCGAGUCAUAUCGAAGAUGACCUCCCCAAUACGCCGCCGCCAAGAUAUGUCGAUCAGUUGCGAGAAUAACAAGAUAUUGGACUAAAAUGGACUUCUCUGUGAUAGUUAGUUUGGAAUAAAACAUAGUGGAAUAAAUUCACUGAUAGAACAAAAGAUUGACAAUACAGUUUUUGACAUUUCAAUUCACUUCGAACCCCUUCACUAUAAAUGCUUCAAAGCUGAGUGGACUUGGUUUUGUUAGUCAAUAUUCACUGGAACCCAUGGCCAUAGAGGCUGCGAUACCUUUAUGGUGUGAUUAUAAUGUUCUGGUCAAACACAGUACAAACCGUUCCUGGUUCGGUGAUACACGUUGUAAUAUGUCUUUGAGUAUCGCAUCGAAUUUCAAUGUAAUAUACAUGUAAUAAAGCAAGAUAUUUUCA
Molecule: messenger RNA, 1353 nt
Organism: Lineus longissimus
Lineage: Eukaryota; Metazoa; Nemertea; Pilidiophora; Heteronemertea; Lineidae
Exons: 2
Coding region: 107-1003 (298 amino acids)
Cellular component (GO): membrane
Source: RefSeq, a predicted model, not a curated record